Molecule: messenger RNA, 621 nt
Organism: Gregarina niphandrodes
Lineage: Eukaryota; Apicomplexa; Conoidasida; Eugregarinorida; Gregarinidae
Product: pyridoxine/pyridoxamine 5'-phosphate oxidase
Exons: 2
Coding region: 1-621 (206 amino acids)
Biological process (GO): pyridoxine biosynthetic process
Molecular function (GO): pyridoxamine phosphate oxidase activity; FMN binding
Source: RefSeq, a predicted model, not a curated record
AUGGAGGUGGCCCCAAUCACGUUCGAGCAGGCGUUGAGUCCUGAGAACAUGAAGGAGAGUCCGAUGAGUCAAUUUCUUGAUUGGUAUGAAUUUCAAUCACGAACAAAUCCGUUCGACCCAAGUCCUAUGAUAUUAUCGACGUGUGGGAAUAACAUGAAGGUGGAUAGUCGGGUGGUAUAUUUGAAGAGGGUGGAUUGCGAGUCAUUUGUGUUUUUCGGGAACCACAAGACGGCUAAAGGGGCGGAGAUGGAGGAGAAUAACAAUGUGGCGUUAUUGUUCUAUUGGCCGCAUGUAACGCGGCAGGUACGGAUCCAAGGUGUUGUGGAGUACACGACUAAGGAGGAGGUUGAGGAGUGGUUUGCUACACGAUCACGGGCGAGCCAGAUUGCGGCUUGGGUUGCCCAUGUCCCCGUCGACAAACGCGACCUUAUCGAAACCAAACGAAAAAAGGAAGAGGAAUUCAGAACCGCCGUCGAGGUGCCCGCACCAGGUACCUGGGAAGGCUAUCGAGUCAUUCCCCACACCGUCGAAUUUUGGCAAGGCGGCUCAGACCAUCUACACGACCGUAUCACCUACUGCAGAAACGGACGCAGCUGGACCAAACAGAGAGCCGCCCCCUAG